AUGGCUUCGACCUUUAGACGCACGCUCCCGUCGCCGUACGGUGGCGUAUCUUACCUCUUGACGAUAUUCCUUUUCUUCGUAUUUACGACAGGCGCGAGCGCCUUUGGAGCUGGAACUACAUCUUCCGAUGACUGCAAGUGGCGACAUGGGGAUAUCGAGAAUGCGUUGCUGGGACUUAUGCUGGCCAGGACGGCUGGCGGGACGGCCUUCACGAGAAUGGAUGUUAAGAGAGUGUACUUUGGCAACUGGCUACGGGAUUAUUCGCAGAUUAUGGAUGUUGCUUUUCUAAAAGUUGUUGGGCCAAACGUGUUAAGGACGCUGGUGGCGCUUUUUGCUUUUAUGACAUUUGGUUAUGGGACUGGAGAAUUUGAGGUUUCGGAUAGUCGAUUGAGCGUUUACCGGCCUGAGGAACAUCUCGAUAAUCCGAAAAACUAUGCCAAUAAUAUCGAUGCGAAGAAGUACGAUAGCAGACUACGGGGGGUAGUGGAUGAGGAUUUGGAACUAUUUCCAGAUGACAGAACGGGCAUGAAAGGAUACAUCGCAAACGAGCGGCUCGGUGUUACUACUACGGCAGGUUAUGUGAGGAAGGCAUUAGGGAGGUGUAUUAAGCUAGGACGACAGCAUGCUCGGAAGAAGAAUAUCAAGGACUUUGACGAUGCGCUUCGGCACCUAGGUGCUGCUUUACAUGCGCUCGAAGAUUUCCCCGCGCAUUCCAACUAUAUCGAACUAUGCAUCCGAGAGCUAGGCGAGAGGGGGGUAUUUCCCCAUGUCGGAACUGCGACUGAGGUGGAAGUCAAGGGGGAGCAAGUCUUCCCGCUUGUCACUGGAUCUUUCGGAACAGUUCACUUCCUUUCAAGUGUCGUUGGCGGCGAUCCAAUGAACCCAAACCUUUCCGAGUUACAGCUUCUGGAACAACAGAUCCUCUCCGCUCUUGAAACCGAUAAUACCCAUGAGGGCGAAAUAAAGGUCCUGAGAGAUUUAUUCGAAGCCCUUCCUAAAGGCCUUCUUAACGAACAAUCGAUCGCGAAUCUCGACCUUCUUGAGGAACAAAGCAAGGAGAGGCAGAAACAAGUACAAACCCGGGCCGACGAUGGGGAACCCGUGGAUCUUGAUGCAAAGGAUCUUUAUGACCAAAUAUACCCCUUUCUGGAGAUGCACGACCGAGUAGUCCGAGAGAUUGUCUACGGCAUGGAAGAAGUCCCUAGUCAUGCUGCCACGUAUGGAAAGAUUCAACAAUCGCUUUGUGUCGUUACAUUUACUCUGAUUGCUCCUUAUAUCCUCCCUGUUCUGCAACAAGCGAGAAUAGAACUAGCGGAGUCAGCGAACGAACUAAUCGCAAUAGCGUCGGAAAAAGAGGGGGAGGUAUUUUCAGAUCCAUACUGCUCCGACCCGGUACAUACGGUUAUUAGCAAAGACAGCGCAGCCAACGUGCUGAGUGAACCGGCCGGUAGAAUAGCAGUUGAAAUUGUUAAGUUUGUGGUCCCAUUGGUUAUGAGAGCAUGGGACGAGCCUGAUAUGGAUAUGGAACCCUUGAUCAACUACAUUAUAGGGGUUUUCCACCACCCGGUUUGCCGAGACGAGCGCAACCACCGGGGUCAAUCUGCAAUGUUUGCCAUUGUGCGUGAUUGGUGGACACUCAAAAGUGAGGAUGAGAAAGACGAAUUGCGUGGCAGUCUGAGUAUGGAUGGUAUAAAAGAAAGUAAAAAUCACCACGGACACGAUACGGGUCAUGGAUCAUCAAAACCUAUAGCCGGUAUUGGAGUCAUGCCUGGAGAUGCGACAGGAACGAUUUUUACAGAGAAGAAGCCCGAAGAGGCGGUUGUGGAGGAGGAGGAAAAGGUUCCUGAAGUUGUAGUGGAGAAAGCUCUAGAAGAAGCCCCUGUAGAGCCUGCAGAACCUGCAGAACCCGCACCAGAAAUAGUUACGGCGGCGGGGGCGGCCGUCGCUGCUGACAUCCCAACUCCCAUGUUGGGUUCACAAGACGGCGGGAGAUCACAUCGAAGGAAACGGGAUCGAGACAGUAGAACACCUCGAGAAAGGGAAGAUAGAGGCUCCCGAAGCCCCGAAAAAAGAGAAAAUCGCAGGUCGAGACGACAUAAUGAUGAGCGCAGUAUCGAUCGGGAACCACCCCCAGCACCAACCCCUCCAGCACCAGUCGAUGAUUACACAGGCCGAGACCCGACUCGAAGGAAACACAGAAGUGGUGACCCUCGGAAUAGCCAAAAUGAGUUCGCGGAGCGAGAACGACACCACCAUCAUCGGCAUCGUGACGAAUUAGAUCGCGCACCCCCUGAAGAGAAGCAGAAGGACGGCACCAAAUCUCGCCUGAGCGCAAUGUUCUCUUCGGGAUUUAACUACCUAGGUUUUGGAGGUGGCAACGCACCUGCCGACGCUCCAGGGUACAAAGCCAAUGGGUCUACAGAAAGGGUAAGAUCUUCAAGGGCAGCGCCUAACGAAGAGAGGCAUAAGAGGCAUAGGCAUAGGCACGAGGGAGGCGAUGACCUACAGCCUUCGCCUCCCCGGCAUAGAAGCUCACGUAGGCGUGAGAGGUCGAAAUCAGACGAAGAUGCCCUUCCUAAGGACGAAGAGGUUCCUCCCGUACCAGUGGUCGAAACUGAACCAGGGCCGCCUGCGCCGGAGGCGCCGGCCCCCAUUGAUCCACCAGAUAGCCCAGAGGCCCCUCCUGCUGCCCCUCCGGAACCAGCCACCCCAAUUGAGGUUGAAGCAGAGGGGGAAUCUGAUAGGAAGCCGUCAAGGAGGAGGAGUUCUCGAAAGAGAGAAGGCCAUAGGAGCAGAAGAGAAGGUGGUGACCCUUCACCUAUACCAGAAGAGGGUAGUGGGUACUUCCAACCGCACCACCCGGAACAUGAGUUGCGACAAGAACCGAAAUCGAAGGCUAGUAAGGUUCUCGGCAUGGAGCCCCCAGACACGAAUGGAGAAUCUGCGCGAAGAAAUAGGACUAGGAGACACACGGAUAGAGAACCCACCGAGAAGAGACGAGUUGAGGAACCUCCACCACCAAGCCGCGGUGGGCUCCUCGGUAGAAUUAUGUCCAAGAGAGACAAAUUCCUUGGCCGUGAGCAGGUAGAGGAGACUCCACGGCCGAUUGAACGGCGGAGAACAGGUGACCGCGGUGACCAUACACAGAGUGAAAGGCGAAAACACCAUUCGCAUGAUGAGGAUGAGAGGAGGCGUAGGAGACAUCGCUCCAUGACACUUCCCGUCCAAAUCGAUCCCACUGACUUCGCCGACGGCCCACCCGCAGAGGAGAAUGGGGUACAAGCUGAGGGCGAAGAGGGUGCCUUAAAAGUUCCAGAUGAGAAAAGUUCCAGAAAUCGAAAGCAUAGAUCAAGUCCAAGCCCUCUACAUUUCGAUGCGCCGUCGGAUGGUUCUGGAUCGGAUGGUCGCAAACCUUCGCGGUCGCCCCGAAGGAGGGAUUCAGCAAUGCCUGAGCUGCAGGAUGUCAGCGGGUUAGGUAUUGACACUGGCGAUGCAAGUGACGCGAAAGCACAUCGACGGCGCCACCGACGAGAGCGAGAUUGGGAUGAAACUCCAACACCCAGUCCGCGAAAAAAGGAAAGGAAGCGACCCGUCAAGGAGGUUAACUUUGAGGACGCAGUCGAAAGUGGUGACGCACCAAAGAAAGAGAAGGCGCGAAGGCAUCACCGGCCAUCUCGUGAAGAAUCGCGAGAAGCAGGUGACGGGAGCGCGGAGAGGCGAAGAAGAGAGAGGAGACGUGAAAGUGGGGUCUUUGGAGGAUAUGAACAACGGGAGUAG
Messenger RNA from Orbilia oligospora ATCC 24927, 3777 nucleotides. RefSeq lists its product as uncharacterized. The record is from RefSeq and is a predicted model, not a curated record. The transcript is spliced from 7 exons. The coding region runs from base 1 to 3777 and encodes 1258 amino acids. Lineage: Eukaryota; Fungi; Ascomycota; Orbiliomycetes; Orbiliales; Orbiliaceae.